AUGUCUGAACAAUUACUUCUCAAGAACGGCACUGUUCUUCAACAUGAUGAGAAUGACAAUGUGGUUGUUCUUAGAAACACCGAUAUCUUGAUCACGAAUGGCCGUAUCACCGAGAUUGGCAAGAAUAUCGAUGCUUCCAAAGAUGUCUCUAUCAUCGAUUGCAAGGAUAAGAUUAUCUCACCAGGAUUCAUAAACGCGCAUCACCACAUGUGGCAGACUCAGCUCAAAGGCCUCCUCGGAGAUUGCACGAUGCUGGAUUACAUGCUCGAAGCAAACCUUCAAAGCUUCAACUUUACCCCCGAAGACAUCUUCUGGGGCCAGUUAGCCGGCUGUCUCGAAGCUCUCGACUCAGGAACAACAUGCGUAGUCGACAACGCUCACAUGGCCUCUCAACCGGAACACGGCACAGCAGCUCUAAGCGCGACUAUCGCAUCGGGUAUACGAUCUGUCUUUUGCUAUGGUGUUAUGCCGCUUCGUGCGAAGGAGUGGACGGAGGAUUCAUUUGAACUUGAUCGUGUGCCGCAGCCUGAUUGGUUGGUACCGCAGAUGGAUGGUCUUGCUGAGAAGGCGCCGUUUGGAGAUGGACGAGUUCAGCUGGGAUUCUUCUUUGACUCGUAUUUUCUGCCUGAGGGGGUUAUUACUGAGACAUUGGGGCAUGUCAAGAAGGCUGGUGUGAAGUUGAUUACGAGUCAUUAUAGACAUUGGCCCAUCUCGAAAGGUCAAUCGAGAGUUCCGGAGCAAUUAAACGCUUGUGGUUUGCUUGGACCAGAUAUCCUUCUCACACACGGCAAUGGGACCACACCGGAACAAGCAGAACUCCUGACUUCGGCUGGAACAUACAUCGUUUCUACCGCCGAUGCAGAGAUAUUCAUGUCCUCAGGCGCCGACCCCGUAGCAUUCCGUCAAGACCUCCCCUUGACAUGUCUCGGUGCAGAUUGUCACUCCUGUGGUCCAGUCAACAUGAUGCAUCAGAUGCAAAUAGCUCUAGCAGCUGAUCGAGCGACACAAAACACAAAGAACUUUGCGGAGGGGAAGUAUCCCAGGAAACCUCGCGCUACGAUACAGGAGGCGUUCAACUUGGCUACGAUCAAAGCAGCUCGUGCGGUGAAGAUGGAGAAGGAUAUUGGAUCUAUAGCUGUGGGCAAGAUGGCUGAUUUGGUUAUUUUUGAUACGAGUUCUCCUUCUAUUGGCUGUGCGGCUGACAAUGAUCCUUUGACGGCUAUUGUUCGUCAGGCUGGUGUUAGAGAAGUCGAGACUGUUAUUGUUGGUGGGAGGGUGAGGAAGGACAAGGGAGCUUUGAAGGAGGUGCGCUUGGAUGAGGCCUGUCGCGAAGGAGGGUUUGAGCUAAAGCAUGAAAUUGAAGGAGGAUUUUCAUGGAAAGAGGUCGCUGAAAAGUUGUCGAUGAGCAGAAGUGAGAUACAGGAGAGGAUUGGCAAGACGAACAAAGAGCUGGCUAAGGCUAAACUGCUCGGGAUGUUAGGAGGAUUAGACGACAUCUUGGUAGACUAA
Molecule: messenger RNA, 1509 nt
Organism: Fusarium coffeatum
Lineage: Eukaryota; Fungi; Ascomycota; Sordariomycetes; Hypocreales; Nectriaceae
Exons: 3
Coding region: 1-1509 (502 amino acids)
Molecular function (GO): hydrolase activity, acting on carbon-nitrogen (but not peptide) bonds
Source: RefSeq, a predicted model, not a curated record